This is a messenger RNA of Hippopotamus amphibius kiboko, 5256 nucleotides long. It is a transcript of the gene PLEKHG4B, whose product is annotated as pleckstrin homology and RhoGEF domain containing G4B. The record is from RefSeq and is a predicted model, not a curated record. NCBI's taxonomy places the organism in Eukaryota, Metazoa, Chordata, Mammalia, Artiodactyla, Hippopotamidae. Gene Ontology annotation, molecular function: guanyl-nucleotide exchange factor activity.
AUGAAGGAUCUGGAAUCCCUCGACACCUAUAUACAGAACACACUCUCUCCCCUGUACCCACCUUUUGAGGCUACGGCGGCCACAGUGCUCUGGCAGCUGUUCAGUGUGGCCGAGAAGCUCUACGGUGGGGACGGGCUGCACUGCCUCACAGACUUCCUCGUCCCAGCCAAGAGGGCCCUGCAGCGCCUGCAGCAGGAGGCCUGUGCCAGGUACGCAGGCCUCCUCUUCCUGCACGAAGGCUGGCCGCUGUGUGUUCACGAGAAGGUGGUGGUGCAGCUGGCAUCCCUGCGCAGAGACCGGCUCAGGCCUGGGGACUUCUACCUGCAGAUCAUAGCGGCAGGGAGGCAGUCCGCCAGACUGGUCUUGAAAUGCCUCUCCCGGUGUGGACAGGGCUCGGAGGAAGUCGCUGUCCCUGAGACCAUGUAUGGCUGUGUCUUCACAGGAGACUUCCUGGAACUGGUGAACGGGGAGCGGAACAGUGUCCCCUUGCAAAACUGCUUGCUGACCUCGGGCUCGGCAGUCUACCGCACCCCCUGGAGCAACAUCACAGACUCCAUCUUUGUCCCCACCACCGGAACCAUCCUGCCCAGCUGCCCCAGCGGUCCUGGGCCUCAGCAGCCGGCACUUGGCAGCACCUGGGAGGCCCCAGCUCCGGCACCAGCCAUGGCCAGCCCCCCUCCCCAGGGGGACACCCCUUCCAAACACACCCUGACCCUGCCCCACUGUGGUGGGCAUCCCAGCAGCAACCAGCCCUGCCACCUUCCUUCCCCAAGAAGAACUGAGUGCAAGAGCCCCAGGACCCUGUCUGGGAGUCCCAAUGGAGGCCUCACGGGGGUCAGCCCCUCAAAGCGGGAUCCCUGGGACCAUCCUGAGAGCCCUGAAGGACCAGGAGGGUGGCUGGACCCCGUGGACAAGAAGGACGGCUCCCAGGCCCUCGCCUUCCACCCAGAAGGGGGCAGCCCAAGCUCCAGGAGGCGGCCACCCGGGGCCCCGGCCAAGGCGGAGGCCAGACGCUGGUUCAGGAAGUCCUACAUGGAGGCCCUGCAGAACCCCUUGCCCCUGGGCUCCAGCUCCGAGGAGUCCGUUGAGGACAAGGCCUGUGGCUCCCAGACCCACAGCUGCAGGGCCAGGGGGGCCAAGGCAGCAGCAGGUCUUACACAGAAAGAGACCCCUGGCCCCGGGGGAGACCCCCAAGAGGUCCCAAGUCAAGACAGUGGUCCGGGAUCUGCAGGGAAGACCCUCCCCAGGAGGUCUCGAUCCUGGGAGAGGUCCCCCAGAAGCUCCCGAGGUGACACCCGGCGGGCCUCCCACCACUCAGCCAGCGCAGGGCCCGGGGGUUUCCUGGGAGAACAAGCUGUCGGGACCAGACCCCCGGGCUCCAGCUCUUUAGGCACAGCAGAGAGUCUCAGCUGCACCGGAGAGGAAGGGCUGCCACAACAAGGUACCAAGACUUGGUGGCUCAGAACAACAGAAAAUUAUCCUCACCUUCUGGCCCCAAGGUCCAAGAUCAAGGUGCCCCAGGGUCCCACUCCCUCCAGAGGCUCCAGGGGAGGGACCUUGUUGCCUUUUCUGGCUACUGAGGCCCCAGGCAUCCCUGGCCAAGUUCAUUGCCCUUCACCCUGUGUCUCUGUGUGUCCCCAGCCUCCCUUUCCUUUCUCUUGUAAAGACACUGUCGACUUAAAAAAAAUUGGCAGCAGCUUCCGAGGAAGCAGCCCCAACCGGUAUUCAGAGCUGCUUGCUGAGCCACUGUGUGGCAAGGGUGAAGGGCAGACGCCUGGCACAGGAGACCUGCCCAGCCAGGUGCCCAGCCAGGUGCCCAGGCAGGUGCUGGAAGUCAGCCAGGAGCUGCUGCAGUCCGGGGCGGUCACCCUUCCAGGAACCCGAGACCGUCAGGGAAGAGCGGUGGUGCAGGUCUGUACAAGGGGCCCACUCUGGUCCAGCGAACACAUGUCCAGUGCUGAGCUGACCCAUCUGCUGAAGUACCUGCACACCAUCCCCAGGAAGGAGGUGCGGGAGCUGGGGCUGGUCCUCCUGGUGGACGCGCGCAAGAGCCUGGCUGCCCCCGCCCUCUCCCAGGCCCUGGCAGCCCUGCAGAACACAUCUCCUCCCUUAGUCCAUAGCAUUUUGCUGCUGGUGGAUAAAGAAUCAGCAUUUAGGCCUGACAAGGAUGAAGCGAUCCAGUGUGAGCUGGUGGGCUCCCUGAAGGCCCUGCACAAGCUCAUCGACAGCUCCCAGCUGACUGCAGACCUGGAGGGCUCCUUUCCCUACAGCCACAGUGCCUGGAUCUGCUUCCGUCAGAAGCUGGAGCUCUUCACCUCGAACUGCGAGGAAGCCAUUGCUUUCCUACAAAAUUCAGUCCGCUCCCUGAACACGCACAGGACCCCAAGCACAGCACAGGAGGCUGCGGAGCUGAUCUGCACGCACGAGGCGAUGAUGAAUUGUGUCCUGGAAGACGCGCGGCUGGUGGCCCUGCGGCUGGAAGGCGGCGCCGUGCUGGCACGGCUCAGGAGGGAGGAGCACGGCGCCGGCCAAGACUACCUAGACGCCAUUGACGCUGCCUCCAGGCUGCACAACCAGGUGGACGAGGAGGUCCACAGGCUGGUCCUCACCUCCAACAGAUGUCUGCAGGAGCUGGAGAGUCUGCAGGAACUGAAGAAGCUCCAGGAGGGAAGUGACCAGAUCACAUCGUGGUUUGGAAAAGAAAGAGAGAAAUUCCUCGUGCCUUUGGAGCUGCUGUCUGCAGGGAACUUGGAGCAGCGGCAGGCGUCCCCGGCUCUCCCAGACAGGCGGAUGGUGGGUGCCCACUGGGACACAUGCAGGGACACCUGGGCCACUGCUGGGGCUUGUUCUCCGUGUUUGCUCCUUGGACCACAGCAGUAUUGUCAGAAAGGACUGGGGCUGAUGGAAGAGGAUUUGGGAGGCACAGAGGAAGGGACCCAGGACUUCGGAAGGAGUCUGAGCACCAAGGCCGACCUGGCUGAGAGGAGGGAGGGUGUGCGGGCCAGGCAGGCCUGCCGGUCUGAGUCCUGCGAGACGGUAAGAGCCCCAGCCCAGUCCCUCCCGGCUGUACUCGCUGCCCAUUCCUUGCUGCAGACAUUCAGUGGGAGGUGGGCGCCACCCCCAGACUCUCCACAUACCUGUGAGGAGUUCAUUUAUUGUUCCAGACAGACAGGCCACAUGGACGGUGCUGGGUGGGGCCACCCAGGCUGCCUUGGUCAUAACUGUCCUUCACUGCGCGGACCGGUGCCCUCCUGUGCUGUGCAGGUGAGCGGGUGGACGCUGCAGUGCAGUCAGCGCCUGGAGCAUGUGGACCCGGGCCUGGUCACCAGGGACCUGAGGACCUGUCCUCAGGAGGCUGUGCAGAGCCUCCCCAGCGCCCGCGUGGCGGGGUCGGGCCCGCGCGGCGAGUGGUGGGUGCUGCCGUGGGGGCACACCUCAUGGCUGCAGAGCCGGAAAACCCAACUCCACUGGAAAGAGGCCCUCGGAGAGGCAGCCUCGGGCCCCGGCACCCUGCCUCUGGGCCGGAGCCCCCUGAAGCACGAGCUUGCCCAGGGACCCGAGGGGCAGCCCCGUGAGCCUCCCUGGACCCUUCCGGCUGACCACGAGGGCCACACAGGGGCGUGGGGCCAGCUGCUGCCCGGCCUCCCUGGACAAGCUGCUCUGUGUGGGCAGGAGGGUGAGCACCGGGGCCCAGGUGUGCACGCAGAGGACGGCAGCUCCAUGUGCUCCUCUGAGCCCACCCAGACACCUGCCGCCCACCCCAGGAAGCACCCCCUGAAGAAAAUUAUGAAGAAAACACAAAGCUUUGAGAUUCCUCAGCUUGACAGUGGCCCCCGGGACUGCCACCAGCUGGGCCACGCUGGGGUCUUUAUCCAAGGCCUGGAGGUGACCAGCACCAUGGCCUCAGAGAAGCAGCCCCCGCUGAGGCCACGUGCCCAGAGCCCUCGGGUCCCUCGGAACUGGAGUCUGUCCUCCCCCUCCAGGGUGCACCCCUCCGAGGAGGAUGGGAGGGGGCGAGCAGGAAGCAACCGACCACAGCACGUGCUGGCCGAGGUGACCUCCACGGAGAGGCAGUAUGUUAGGUCCUUAGGGUAUGUCAUCGACAACUAUUUUCCAGAAAUGGGAAGGACGGACCUGCCCCAGGCCCUGUGAGGGAAGUGCAGCGUCAUUUUCGGGAACUGGGAGCAGCUCUACGCCUUCCACUGCCAGCACUUCCUCCCGGAGCUGGAGUGCUGCCGACACCACCCCUGGGCCAUGGGCAGCGGGUUCCUGAGACACGAGGAGCGGUUCGGCACAUACGCGCUCUACAGCAAGAACAGGCCCCGGUCGCACACCCUGCUCUGUGGCUACGGCAGCGCCUUCUUCAAGGACGAGCAGCAGGAGCCAGGCAACAAGAUGGACCUGGCCUCCUACCUGCUGCAGCCCGUGCAGCACACGGGCGAGUACGCACUGCUGCUCCGGGACCUGGUCGAGGAGGCCGGCUGCUGCCCCGCCCGCGAGCAGGAGCUGGAGGAGCUGCGGGCCGGCGCGCGCGUGGUGCGAGUCCAGCUGCGCCACGGCGACGAUCUGCUGGCCGUGGACGCCGUCUGCGGCUGCGACGUGAGUGAAUCUGAAGGAGCAGGGCAGCUGAGGUGCCAGGACCAGUUGCUCGUUUGCUGCGGAAGGAAGAAGCACCUGAAGCGCGUGUUCCUGUUUGAGGACCUCAUCCUGUUCAGCAAGACCCAGAAGGUGGAUGGAGACCACGACGUGUACGCGUACAAGCAGUCCUUCAAGACGGCGGAGAUCGGCGUGGCGGAGAUCGGCGUGGCGGAGAACGUCGGGGACAGCGGCUUGAGUUUUGAGAUCUGGUUCCGCAGGCGGCAGAAAUCCCAGGACACCUACAUCCUCCAGGCGAGCUCCACGGAGGUCAAGACCGCCUGGAUGGACGUGCUAGGGAAGAUCCUGUGGCGGCAGGCUCUGCGGAACCGAGAACUCAGGCUGCAGGAGGUGGUGCCCGUGGGGAUAGGCGGCAGGCUGUUCACGGACAUCAAGCCCAGCAAUGCGGCCCUAAGCGACAGGGCCGUCCAUCACGGUGCGAAGGGGGCAGGUUAGCGGCACAGCCCCGGCUCUCACCCGGCCCUGCUGACCCAGCUCCAGGCGCCGUGGUGCACUGGGCCCCACGGGCCAACACCUCCAUGCACCCCCGUGGGCUGGACGGGCGGUGGCCCCCUGAGGCCUGAUGUGGCCGCCGGGGGAGGAACCCAGGGGUUUUCUGGA